AUGGGAAACACAUUCACUACGCAACAAGAGUCGGUAGUUCCUACUAGUACUUCCUCUAGCAAGCCUGACCCUCUCGCUGCUGUGGAAGCUCCCAUCUUGUCUUUUACCGUUGACGACUUCGUAUUCGCCUACCUCCAAGGCGUGCGUACCAAAUGUAUGUUCCACAAUACCGGGCGUCCAUUUUUAGAGGAUGCUGUCUACCAUCCACCCUGGGUUGGUACUACAGCCGAAGACAUGUACGAUGAGAUGAUCGGAGUCGGCAUCAGUCCACUAGGAUGGUGUCAAGCCAACCUUCCAGAAUUGAUGUUGAAAGACAGCUUCAUCACCCGCGUCGCCCCCAUCGAAGACGAAGAGCCCAAUCUCAAUUACAAAGGCAUGAGUUUCUCGCAUUGGUCAUUCCUAGAGACGUUGAAUGAAGCGGAUAUCGAGCUCCGUUCAGCUAUCCCUAGCGCGCAUCCUACCGUCGGCAGACCAAUUCCUGAUCGGUUCGCGCUGCCGCAAGCCUGGUGUGUAGGCAUGUACAAACUAGCGGAAAUGCUGGAUGAGAUGCACAAUGCGGGUAUAACACCCUAUCAGUACGUAGCGGGCACACCCAUGCUACUUGACUACUCCUCUACCUCUCCAUUUAUGGUUUGCAUGGAGAUGGAUACUUCUCUUAGGCUACCCGAGUUACAAAUCGCCUUUCGCAAUCGCUGGAUCGUUCAGUAUAUGAUGGACUGCCUUGGUCUCAUCUGGAAUCAUGUGGAUGACCCGGCGAAGCACCCACUAUGUCAUGUCUUCAUACGCAUACCGGUAUUAUCCGAGCCGAUAUGGUUUGCGCACGUACGACCGAUGCUUGCGCAGUCCAAACGCGACUUCGUUCUUUCGCUUCCGGUGAUUGACGUCGAUUCAAUUGCAAAAGAGGAUAUGCGAUGCCCUCACUGUUGGUGCAACUUUGAUGAGGAGGAUGAGGAUGGGAAAAGAGACAGUCCAGGUGGGUCAGUUGCUCGCACGUUCCUGAACGAGCCCGAGUGGAAAGUUCGCGGCAUCACUCGCGACACUUCCAAAGCGUCCGCCACGGAGUUGUCGUCUCAAGGCGUUGAAGUCGUCACAGGCAACCUCGAUGACCUAGAGUCGCUGAAGAAUGGGUUCAAGGGUGCAAAUGUCAUCUUCGGCAACACUGACUUCUGGGGUCACCUGAAUGAUCCUGCGACACAUAAGCUUGCAGCCGAACAGAAACGUACAGCAAACGAAGUGGCAUAUGACCGAGAAGUUGCUCAAGCCAAGGCUAUCAUCGAUGCAGCAGCGGCUCAUGCCGGCACUCUGGACCGUCUCGUGUUGUCCACGCUUUCUGAGGCUAGGAAAUGGAGCAACGGUACCAUCAAGUGGAACUUGCACUUCGAUGCAAAGGCUGAAACCGAGAACUACCUGAAAGAGACAUACCCGGAGCUUUCCGCCAAGACGAGCUUGCUGCACUUGGGCUCCUAUGCAAGUAACUGGAGACCAGAGAAGCAGGAAGACGGCUCCUUUGUUCUUAGUCUACCCAUGAGUGGAGACAGGAAGAUCCCCAUGGUCGAUCCGGUUGCAGACACUGGGCGUUUCACGAAGGCACUCGUUGAGUUGCCACCAGGGACACUUCUGAGCGGCGCUGGAUCGUUCAUAUCGCUUGGUGAAUGGUGCGACAUCUUCGGGAAGGUGAACAACGUGAAAUGCGUCUUCAAGCAGAUACCUCGAGAGGCCAUUGAAGAAGCGAUGGGACCCGUAUACGGUCCCGAAAUUGCCGACAUGUACGAGUAUUUCGACAAGUUUGGCUUCGAAGGGGGCAUUCCUGAUGUCGUGUUUCCGUGGGACCUGGGCAUCGACGUGAAGUACACGUCCAUGGAAGAAUACUUGAAGGGCGAGAACUGCAGCAUCGUUUUGUGA
Molecule: messenger RNA, 1902 nt
Organism: Alternaria hordeiaustralica
Lineage: Eukaryota; Fungi; Ascomycota; Dothideomycetes; Pleosporales; Pleosporaceae
Exons: 3
Coding region: 1-1902 (633 amino acids)
Source: RefSeq, a predicted model, not a curated record